CAGCCAGAGGUGUUGAUCUAAUAACCAAUCCGUUGUAAGGUCACAUCAUGCCUGAUCACUGGAGCGAGACAUUCAACCCGGUUGCUUGGAGACGGAGGACUGAGAGCGCGCUUGGCGUAACUCUAUCCAGAGAAGACAUUGGGAUCCAACUUUACUCGGCCAACAUGUGCUUUCGAGCAUUAGAGAUCGUUUCAUAGCAUUCGUGUUUUUAGAUUUAAAGGUGAAAUCGACAACGGCACAAUGUCCUUUUCCAUGUUGGAUCACAGGAAGAUCGCCGUUACGCGUAAUCGUGUGGAUAUCUACUGAUCACUCUUCGCCGUGUUAAACAUAAUGCCUAGCCGUCAAAAGAAAAUCAUUUUCUCUGUCGCUGGCGUGCUUUGCUUUGGUUGUGUUCUGGUCGUGGCGGCCGCGAUGGGGACGCAGUUCUGGGUUCAAGCGGCGGUUCUGUGCAAGACGGGCGCGCAGAUCGUCAACGCGUCUGGAGCAGAGCUGGAGAAAUUCAUCGGAAGGACGAACUACGGACUUUUCCACGGCCAGGGCAUGAAACAGUGUGGUCUGGGAGACAGACCUUUUUAUUUCUCUUUUUUCCCUGACCUGAUGGACGUGGGCCUGGCCAGUCUCCACGUGAGCGUGAUCUUCUUCUGCGCGGUGCUCAUCGUCUUCUCCUCAGUGUCCUGUGCCUUUUUCUUUUACAAUGCUUUCGGAAGCCCAUAUGAGACACUGCAUGGACCCCAGGGCCUUUACCUCUGGAACAUGAUAAGCUGUUUCUGCUCCUGCAUGGUCCUCAUCCUGUUCUCCUCGGAGGUGAAGCUGCACCACCUGACCGAGAUCAUCUUCAGCUUCAACGAGGCCAGCUUCGUCUACAAGACACAAAACGAGAGGUACGACAGAUCCUUCUGGCUCAUCUUCCUCACCUUCCUCACGCACGGCCUCAGCAUCUUGCUCAUCCGCCUGGCCGGGAUCCAGUUCCCCUUUCAGGAGGCCAAAGAGUCCGAUGCGAGCACAGGAGCGGCGGAUCUCAUGUACUGACCAGCCCUUUUGUUUUACUUCCUCCCCUGCACACGACAUCCUACCGCAGCGACUGCCACUUCUCAAUAGGAGUCUUCCGAAUAGCAGCAUCCGUUUUGUUUACGGUUGAACACAUCUGAGCCUCUUAAGCCAUUGAGACCAUGUGUGGGGAUGAACUUGGAGAUGCCUGCGUGUCUUAUCUCGCAGCGGGGAGGCAUUCAUUCUGUCAAUCACUCAGACAAUUAACGCUCACGAUUUCAAACGGCUGAUGAAAACACCCUGUAGUUCCAGUCUGGCUGGGGACAUGACAGUUUCCUUUGGUUGCGGAUCUUUUAUAAUCACAAAAGGAUGCAAUUGACAAUUCUACAGUGACCUCAGAAACUGUUUUGACACUUAAGCCACACGUAAAUAUAUAUGAAUGUCUUUGCAUUACAUAACAAAAUGUCAAACCAAGCGCCAUUUGUUUUUAAAAUAGUACAGGCACACUUUUUAAACAGAACAUUGCACCGAAAUACGUUUGUUUGACUUUAUUAAUUCACUACUACUCACCAGACAAUUAAAAGCAUUAGCAAAAAAAUCGUUUUCAUUACUUAAAAUGAAAUCAUUAACUGAGAUGGAAUAAAAUAUUUUUAAAAAUCUCAUUUGUUUAGUUUGAAGUACUAAAAUCCCCUUAAUUAAAUACACUAAAAUUAAAAACUGAAACUAUAGACAUAUCAAAAAAUAAUAAUAAAUGACAAAAACACAACACAUUUACUCAAAUUAAAAUGAAAACAGAAAAAAAAAACUAAUUCAAAUAUUAACAGACCUAUAAUAGUAUAUUAUUGAUAGUAAAAUAACUUCUGAGAUUCUGAUUCUGAUUCAUACCCUUCUGAUUCUGAGAUACGGUCUAGUAUAAUUUGUUUACGGAUGCCACAUGAUUUGAUAUUUUCUUAUCUAAUGCAAUGGCAUUCAUCCAUUUUAUGUUUUCGUGGCUUUUUAGGGCCACUGUAUAGUUAUAUUCAAAUUUCUGUUUUUAUAUAUGCCGAGUAUUUAAAUAAAACAUGCAUGGAAAUGCAUGAAACAUUAUAAAUAUAAUAAAAUUAUGUUGUAUAAUUUCAUCAUUCAGGCAUAUGCAUCCAACUAUAGCCAUGGCUUUAGAAUACCAGACAGAUGUAACAACUGAUAUUGAAUUUUUCACUUAUUUGAUGAUCAAUAUGGAUUUAAUGUUCUCAUUAACUUUUCCACGUUUAACUGAUAUUGUAUUGUUUUAUUGUAUUCGCAUAUUUGAUAUAUUCUUCUCAUUUGUGUCCUGUGUGUUUAGACACUCACGUUGUGCCAAUAUGCAUUUAUUCAUAAUAUAAUGUGAUGUUUAAUAAAUCAGUUUUUGGUAUUUAAGCACUGAAAUGUUCUCAAAUGCUAUUUUCAAACUGAGAAUUAAAUUAAAGUGGAUUAAUUAUAAUAAUUAAAAAUGAGUGUAAAAAGUAAUAAGAAUGAAAGGGCCAAAAAAAAAAAAAAAAAAUAUAUAUAUAUAUAUAUAUAUAUAUAUAUAUAUAUACAAAAAUACACAAUUAUGUAUUGCAUAGAUGUGCUGUAUCCAUUCUGACACUCUGUAUUUCAUGAUUGUUAUUGGAGACUGUAGCUUUUCUGGUCACUAUGAAUUCUGUGCCUUUACUCGGAAUAAAAUUAUAUGAACUAUAUUCUAGUUUCACUUUCUUUAUAAUGCAUUGCUUUUAUAAACAGACAUAAACAGUUUGUACAUUUACGAACAUUUUAUGUACA
Molecule: messenger RNA, 2766 nt
Organism: Onychostoma macrolepis
Lineage: Eukaryota; Metazoa; Chordata; Actinopteri; Cypriniformes; Cyprinidae
Gene: clrn1
Product: clarin 1
Exons: 3
Coding region: 331-1029 (232 amino acids)
Biological process (GO): sensory perception of sound; equilibrioception
Source: RefSeq, a predicted model, not a curated record